AAGUUUCUGACAGCUGACAGUUUUGGCCGUUAGAUUGUUUUGAGCAUUCACGUUUUGUGAUUUAGGUACUUGGAUUUAUAGCUUUUUCGUGGUUAAUUUAUUUCUCAAAGUAGCGGCAUGGUUUAUUGAUAGAUUACAUUACAAAGUAAAACCAAAUCGGUGAAAUGGGAAGCAAUUCAAGUAAAAUCAACACGGCCGCCGGACCUGUUCAAGUACAAAAAAAUGAUAGUGACCUGGAUGCUAACUCUGAUCCUAGAUCUCCUACUCCUGAAAUUAUUCGGACUCCUUUGCAAGGCAAACCAGGAGCCAAACAUAAUAUAACUAAGAAUGUUGACUUACGGAAGACCUUUGAGAAUACAAAUGGAGAAGAAAAAUUAAUACACAACAAUCCAAUUCUCUCUGCAGUCAUAAAAAAUCACUUGCAAUCAUAUGAUCCACGGUCACCAACACAAGAUUUUGAGAGGACACCAAUAGUAAUUUCCACUAAGGUAGAUGAAAUAACAGAAGAGCGGCUUCCCAAUGAAGUUAAUUAUGGCAGUCCCAGUCUAAGACAAGAUGAGGAUGAAGAUGAAAAUGGUAUUGAGGCAACAAAGAGUGCAGAUUUGGUAGUUCCUAAAAAUUUAUAUGAUAGAUUGUUUGAUAUGACUCUUGAUGAUACAUUCAAAGAAACCGAAGAACCAUUAGGGUCAUCAACUGCUUCUAAUGAAGCCAUAGAAGUAGAUAUUUCAAACGGACAAAGUAUAAUGAAAGAGCAAAGAAAACCACAAUUGUUAGAGACUAAUUUUGAUUAUAUUGACAAUGAAUAUGAAAAUUUUGAAGAUAGUGAAGAACAUAUUCCAAGUAAUUACCAUGACAGUAAGGAAGAGCUGAAACAUAUUCCAUUAUUCAAAAUUCUUGAUGUAGAUCCCCGUUCACCUUCUGUUGGAAUUGAAAGGACUCCUAUUGUGGUGACUAAAACACAAGCAGGGGACACAAGAGCUGAAAAUGUUGAAGAGAUGUCUGAUGAUACAUUGAUUAAAGUUCUACAAAACACUAAUGCUGAACUGAGACAGAAUGGUAUCAAGCCUCAGGAUAGAAAAUCUGAUGGUCUUCUCAUUUAUGAAGAUGAGACCACUGAUAUUAAUGAUACGCCUAAAAAAUCUAAAUCAGCCAGCAGUAGUGGCGGUGUUAGAACACCACUGUCCUGUAUGAAAAAUAAAGACUCAAGUCAUACUCGUUCAAAGUCGGCGAAUACCCUAUUUGAUCCUAAGACACAAACUAUAGUCUCUACAAAAAUACCUACAAGAGUAUCACAUAUUCCUAGACUGAAGUCUUUGUCAAAACAGUCAAAAGUAAUUCCAUCUGGGAGUAGCAUUUCCUUAAAAAGUAUUUCAAAGGCUUCAGCUCUGGCAGGUGAUUGUGAAAAUACACCACCACACUCUCAUCGAGACAGGUGGGAUAAAGAUAACAGCAUUGUGCUAUGAAACUCUGGAAAUCUGAAUUGACUUUCUCUCUUGCACAUUAUUUGUGUUAUUAAUAAAUCGAAUAUUAGUAAGUCAUAUAAUUAUGAAAAUUGUUGGGAUGUCAUUAUUUCCAAUUCCUAUAUUUGCUGGAAUGGUUUGUCAAUGUCAGUUUGAAGACACAAGUCCUUGAUCUACUGAGAUCAUGAUUUGUGACUAACUAACAGUAAUAAAUGUUUCCUAUGACUAUUUUUAUCUUGACAAUAAAAUGUUUAUAAAAA
This is a messenger RNA of Plodia interpunctella (Indianmeal moth), 1720 nucleotides long. RefSeq lists its product as uncharacterized. Bases 165 to 1463 code for a protein of 432 amino acids. The record is from RefSeq and is a predicted model, not a curated record. NCBI's taxonomy places the organism in Eukaryota, Metazoa, Arthropoda, Insecta, Lepidoptera, Pyralidae. The transcript has 2 exons.